This is a messenger RNA of Leishmania major strain Friedlin, 6984 nucleotides long. RefSeq lists its product as hypothetical. The record is from RefSeq and is a predicted model, not a curated record. Gene Ontology annotation, molecular function: protein binding. The coding region runs from base 1 to 6984 and encodes 2327 amino acids. The transcript has a single exon. Lineage: Eukaryota; Euglenozoa; Kinetoplastea; Trypanosomatida; Trypanosomatidae.
AUGGGCACCUCGCGGGUGCACAGCACACGCGGGACGGCGGGAGCGCGAUGGAGCGCGAUCUCUCCAGGUCCACGUAGCAUCGCCAGCAGCACGCGUGGGCCACACGGGCUGCAGCGUCGUCAUGGCUUCCGCGUCCUUCGCUUCAUGCUGACAUGCGUCAUCGCACUCCACGCCGUCACGGCUCCGCUCUCCGCCUGUAACGCUCACAUACUCCAUGCAACAGCGCCACCUUCCAUCAAGGCUGAGACCCCGGCGUCCCCCUCUUUUUUUCGUCCGAACGACCUCCCCCCCGCCGUCCCCGCAGCACCGUGGCGCACGCUCAACGAGUCGCUCUUGCCCUACCCCGUCUUCUACCCCGCUAUCGCCUUGCUGAACAACUCCAUCUUGCUGCUCGGCGGCUGCGCCACGGCAAAUUGUGCCACACCCGUCGGGGCGUCAGGAACGAGGGUUGCCGCAUCGCGCCGUCAAGCAAGCGCAGCGACCUCCGUCAACUCGCCGUACCACGAGCGCUUGCUCUCCUUGAACGUGGAGAAAGGCAACAUCACAACGCCGCCGCAGCUGACGCUGCCUGCCGGGCUAGGCUUCGCUGGCCGCUACGCAGCCGUCACGCUCACCGAUAGUGUCUACGUCGCGCGUAGCUGCACCAUGAGCACACGAUCACCAGCCGAGGUGGCGAGCAUGACGGCAGAGGAACUGCAGGCAAUGCAGGCAGCCUACGCGCCGGUGGUAGCGUUCUACCCGGAAGGAACGGCGCACGCGAGCACGCGCACCGGUGGUCCAGACCCGCCACCAGCAGUGAACCUGACCUACUUCAACGUGCCCGCCGAUCGCGUGCGCGUCAACGCCAGCUGCACCGCUCUCGCAACGGAAAACAAAUUGCUCAUCGUUGGCGGCUUCCUGCUCUCCAGGAAGCGCGUCACGGCCAGCGUUGACUCCUUCAAUGUCGUCACGCGCAAGUACGACGCCGAUGUCGCCUUCCUGACCACACCUGUGUUGCAGCCAUCCGUAGCGACAUCGACCGGGUUCGCUGCAGUUGCAGGCGGCUGGACCUACGAGGCCGACACCACGACCAGCGCAACUCGCGAAGCUAGGGCACUGCAAGAGAAGUGCCGCGUUAGUCGAAGCAGCAGCGUUGCCGCGAGCGGUGAGCCACUGCAUCUAGCCCAGGAGCUGGCGACGCCGCCAGGAAAGUUAUCGGCAUCCCCCCGCUCUGACACGCCAUCAUCACCGCCGUCACGGCCCGUACCGUCACCGGCGCCACUGCAGCCAGUGGCACGUUACUUGUUCGAUCUCUUGUUCUUCGAACCCGACAGAGUACGUGGCGGCGCACGCGCCGCGCCACGUGGUGCGCUGCAGACAAGGGGAAGCAUCUGCGUGUCGCCGGUGGACUCCUCUACCCUACCGCGCACAGCCGUGGAGGACAUUCUUCUCUCACCCAACGGCUGCCACGUGGCGGUGUUUGGUGGCCAGGUGGUGCUGGUCGAUCACAACCUGGGACAUAUCGCGACGCUGGAUAUACGCGCGAGGCUGGCACAAGCGUUCGCCGCUCGUGCGCCGUUGGUCCUGCCACCGCCGCCGGUGGUGACGCUGCUUCGGACAGCGAAGCCGAACACUGCCGCACGUGCGUUCGCCGGAGCCGAGAGUGCGGCAAGCUGGAAUGCCCAGGCCAGCAGCUACCAGAACGAUCACGCCGCAUCGACGGCCGUGUCUGCCAGCAGGGGAAGCAGCAGUGCAGCGCCGAUGACCUCCUCGACGUCAUCGUCUUCUUCGGCCACCGCCUCAUCGUCGUCUUCAUCGGCGUCGCUGCCGGAGUACCGCUACUCAUGGAUGCAGCCGACCCUUAUCCCGCUGCCCUACGCCCGCCGCCCCUCCCCGGCUGCUGCGCCAGGCCCGCCCGUCAUGGCGGACACGAUCCUUCUUUACUACGCACUCGGUGGCGAGAACGUGUGGUCAGAGGUGGUCACCGCGGCAGGCGACAAUGCUGCUGAUGAGGAUCUUCUCGAUCCAUCAGGCAGACAGCAUGUGGUGCCGCAGCGGCACGGUGACCCCUCAACUCUCCGUGCCACCGGCAAAGGCAGGGAAGUCGUCGUCCGUCGGGAGCCAACGCUUCGCUGGGCUCAGCGGGAGCUGCCGGACGUGCGCUACGAUAGAGACCGCCCCGAGCUGCUCGCCGUGACGAUGCCCACGCCGCUUUGGCCCGAUGCACUCACCCUGCAGACCAACUCCGAGGGCAUUAUCCAUCUCGCGUUUCCAGACCUCAACUACACACGCUACUGUAGGUGGAAUCGGCUUGCCUACAACGACGAUGACAAUGUGGUCUGCGCUGUCCGGCUCAGCAGUCGCCGCGACUGCGUCGGCAACACCGCCGGCACACUCGACAGCGCAUACGACGGCUCCCCGAACGCCACCAUCCUCUUCAGCGCCAGCGGCAGCACGACCCCGGUGUACGUAUGCUUCAGCUACGUGGUGCGGCCCACCUUGUGGCCUACGUGCCGCAUCCGGCAGUCCUUCUCCAUCUUGAAUCCAAUGAUGCCACUGCGCAUCCUCGACAACAGCCACACCACCUCCGCGCCGACGCCGACGCCGCGUCCUUCUCCGACACGCGACCCUGCCGACAACACCACCAGCUCCCCACUUUUCAUGCUCGCCGUUGGCCUGUCUGUCGUUACGCUGCUGGUGGCAGUGCUCCUCGCUGCGCGGCUUCAGCAUGUGCCGGAGGACGGGCUUCUGGUGAUGAGCCUGCUCGGCCGCGGCGAUGGCGCAGGUGACCAGCACGCGAGCCCCAGAAUUCGUGGCCGUGGCUGCAGCGGCGCCGCGAGGCACAACGGACAAGGCCGACGCAAGCGUCCUCUCUGCGGCAGCGACGAGCCCAACAAAGCCGCAGAUGCCGAGGAUGACGACGAGGCUGGUCUGUGCCCGAUUUCAACCUACGCCGAGUUCCUCCAGGUGGUUGGCAGCGCGGAAGAGGACAGUGAAGCGCGUAUGUUGGCGUCAGCGGCGGACGUGCUGCGGCUGCACCAACACCGCUAUCGCGUGCUGUCGCGGAUUGGCCAAGGGCCACACUCUCUGUGCUUCCUUGCGCUCCGCAAGGCACCGCCGCCGCCGCCGCCGCUACGGGUGCAGCCGCAGCGAGUGAGGGGGGCGGGUGCCGGCAUUAACCGAAGGGUGCGCAUGUCGGAUGGCGCUGCGAGGCCCGUCGCGCGCUCGUCCCUUUUCACGCGACCGCCGCCGUCGUUCCCAGCAGUGUCCACCACUCUCAGUCCAGGCGUCCCGACCCCCGCCACGACUCUGCCCUCCGUUGCCGCCACCUCGUCCCUGUGGGCCGCGCGGCACGACCAGCGCACGGCCGUCGUGGUCAAGUACACGCAGUGCCCUGACGACGCCACGCGAGCCGCCAUAACACGCCUGUGCGAGCGCCUCCGCGACCUUCGAGCGGACGCCGUUACGGAGGCUUUGGGUGCGGCAGGGGUGUAUAGACAGCACCGCAACAGUGCCCCGUCGCGUCACCCUCGCCGACUGUACCGCCCAUCAGACACGUCGGCGACGGUUUCCGCUACCGCCGCUCUUCGACCUUUGGAUGUGCCAACUCAGCUGGCAUGCGACAUCGCCCACAACGUGGCCAGCGGCGGUAGAAGCAGUCGCGGAGGUGCUGCGGCACAGGCGCGGAAAACGGAUGCCGAGGAUGCAACGGCACCACCAGCGAGCAGACGAGGCUGCAGUGCCGUCAUCGUCACCACAGGAAGCCGAGCGGGGUGUCAGCCGCUGCCGCUGCUGUUUUCCCCGGCGAGCAAGGCUCGCAUAAUCGACGGCGACGACGAUGAUGACGACAACAGCUGCGCAUGGCUCGACGCUCACGAGGUGAACGUCGUCCUCUCGCUCUUCUUGCUGCUGCCGGAGGACCUGUUCGUGUCGUACGAGGUGAGCGUUCUUCAGCAGCAAAACAGCAACAGCAGCAGCCAGCACGCGCACGUCAACCGCAGCGGCCGCUUGACGCCGCUAAGCGUGUCACGAGCUGCGGUGGAAUGGAAUUGCAGGCACGUCUGGCCCGGCACGAACGUCGAGCCGGCAAAGGCGUCUCAUCACCGCCAACGCCAUCGGUGCACACCGAUGCUGUCAGCAGGACAGAGCUUCCCCGAGCAGUUAACUCCGCGUGUAUGCUGGGCUGCCUGCGUGAACCCGCUCCAGCCCUCCACAGUCAGGCCGUGGAGUCUUUGCCUGGUCAUGCCGUACGAGCGCAGCGGCGACCUUGCCGGCUUCAUUUUGCGUAGCCAGCAAGCGCAGCUGCUUCCCGCAGAUGUGACGGGUGCGAAGGACAUGAAGCGCACCGGACUGCGCAGCAGAACCUCCGCGUCUCCGGCAUGUGUACCACCCGUCUACUACUGCUGGACCGAGUCGCUUCUCUGCUCUAUCCUCUUCCAAGUAUGCACUGGGCUUCAGCUGCUGCACGCGCAGUCGCCGCCCAUCCUGCACGGCAACAUCAAGCAGACGAACGUGCUGUUGCGGGAGCCGGUCUCCUUCUCGGUGGCACGACGGCGCGUGGUCGUCGCUGGAACGCCGGCGGCACUAACAGGGAUGAAGACGGGCGUGAGCAGCGAUCGCGGUGGACUCGAGGACGCGAACGGUGAUCUAGACAUGGCCACUGCCACAGUGCGCGUACCUGGAGCGCAGCAAGCAAGAGAGGAAGACAGUAGCUGGCAGGACCAUCGCCUGGAAGCCGGCAUGGCCGCUGCCGCACGACCGCUAUCUGCGCACGCAUCCUUCUGGCGGGCGAGCAGCUUGGUAGCUGCCGCCACCGCUGUCUGGCAAGCUGGUUCGCCGGUCUUGCGCUCCCCGCUAUCCAUCGGAUCACCGCCUUCUCUCUUCCGUGCUGGCGCGACAGUGUCGCCACCCACGGCGGCUUUCUCGCACGACGCGCCGCAGGAAGGACAACGACAACUACAGCCAUACGAAGACGAACAGCUGUCGACACAGGAGCCUGCACGGCACCUGCUCAGCGCGCACACCUACUUGCCCAUCAGCGUCACGGACGGCGGUAUGUCGUGGUGGUUGACGGUGCAACUGCCGCUGCGGCUACGCGGGUGCUUCGGGCUCACAACCCGCUCCACUCUUCGCCAGACCCCCGCUGGGCUCUGCUGGCUGCGCCGGCUUGACUCGCCCCCAUCGUCGCCGCCGCCGCCCACCACGACGAAGCGCAGCGUCCUGCCGUCCGACGGCUGCCUUGCGGCGCUAGCUGACUUCUUGUUCACCUUUAUCGAUGUGCCUACACACGUCGCACCGGAGUUGCUGUGGGGGCGACUCUGCACGCUGUCGCAGUCUGACCACGGUUAUGAUGGUAGUGGUGCUGCUGCCGGUCUCGCCGUGCUCGGCUCGUCGCUGACGCAGUCAUCGUCGUCGCUCCACUCCACUCGAAACCGGCGAGAGCAGUACGUGGCGAGCUCUCGCCGCGACGGCCAUCAACGCGGCGACGGCGAUAGUCUCACGCAUCGGCGUUGUGGUGAUGUCGCGCGCGAGCCCGCCGCGUCUCCGGCGUUGGGCUCAGCAAACCCCUUGCGUGCGACUACUAGUGACGAGCUGGGAGCGAACGCGACAGGGGACAAGCAAGCCCUCGGUGUGCUUCCUCAGCAGCAGCAGCAGCCACAACUACCGCGGCACGACGACCCGUGUGCGGACGAAGACAUGGACGAUCGAGAUGCGGAGCUCGACAUCGAUGAGGACGGUAUCUUCACCUGCGAGGAGGUGAAUGCGCUGACCUCCGCCAUGUGGAAGGCGGAAGGGCUCACCCGCGUGCCGCGCAGCCGCCGCCAUCACCGCCAGGCUCCUCCUCAGCAGCGCACCUCCGCGGCAGCCGUGGACUCCUUGCAACCAGGGCCUCUCGCUGCCUCCACCACCACGCCGGGCGGAGGCUCCGUGACAGACGUGACUCUGCAGCCGCUGCUGAACACCACCGGUGAGGACGGUGGCCAUCGGAGUUUGGGCGGUGAUAUUCGUGGAUUGCCGUCGAGCUUCUCUAACGCACCUCUGUUUGCAAGCGCUACCACAACGGCAGCAGGCUUGUCGUCUACAUCGUCUCCGCAGCCGACUUCACAGGCGCUGCACCAUCAUCACAAUGAUGUGGAUCGCCAACUCGGUGGCAACAGCAACACCAGUGGUCGGCGGAUGGCCGGGGGAGGAGGCUCGGUCGGUGGAGAGGGAAGCCGCAGCAGCUCGAGCGUGUAUGAGGUGCUCAUCCAACGGGUGCUGGCGAUGGACACGGCGAGUGACAUCUGGAGCCUUGGCGUGCUGCUCUACGGCAUGUGCGCCGACACUGCGGAUGCGCAGCAGCAGGAGGAGCAGCAGCAGCACCAAGCGUCCGCUUCCACAACGACCCCUACGCUGAACCCGCCACAUGCGACUGCAGCCGGCAGCUCUCCUGUCCGCGCGCACGAGGGCGUCGCUGGCACGCUGCCGCCUGCAAUGCCCACGUGCACGUGUGCGUCGCGGCUUGCCCAGCGCGCGUUUGCGGCACUCCUCGGCGACCUCUACGACCUUGCCGUAACAGGAGUGCCGAGUGGCGACCGUGGCAACAACGGGUGGAGCUGCGAUGGCGUGGAUGUGGAGCAGCUAGACGAAGCUGCCGAUGACCACCUCCGCUGGCCCCGCUCGUGUGCGCUGGAAGAGGAGGUCAUGCAGGCCAUCGGCGAGGCGGGCUACACACAUGUUUUCGCGUCCGUCCUGGCGAGCAUGCUAUCGCCCGUAGCGGCACGGCGUCCAAGCGCCGGCGACAUCGUGAACCAGUUGCGUCUCGUGACCACAGGCGCCCCUGCCACCCUUGCAUCCAACAUCAUGCGCGGCGGUGGAGGCGGCCUUGCGGAUGCAGAUGACGAGUACAGUGUCGCUCGGCAAAGCCCACCUCCGCGCAUCCAGCACAGCGGCGGCGCAAGUGAUGCCACGUCAUCCGUCAUGCUACACGAGCAGACGGCCUGCAUGGCGCUGCGUCAGCGAUGA